AAUAAUGAUAACAAUAAAAUUAGAUGAUACAGGAAAUGAAUGUCUUAAAUUCAGUAACACCAUGUUAGUUCAUAUAUAUAAAGUCAUGACAAUGACGAAGUGAAAUUUUUCCGGAUUGGCCUCUGCAAGUGGCAUUGGAUAUUGGGAAGCAGUUGAUAAUCGAUUUUAGAGAUGGUUAAGUGUGAAGCUGCUCGCCAUAUCCAUUGACUGCCGUUAAAGAUAUAGUCAGACACUUCUAAAGGAUAUAAUGAAUCGGCCAAGACAUUUAUCGAAAUCGGGCAACAGUCUGUAUGAGUUAAUGGGUGUUGAGAAGUCUGCACCACAUGAUGAAAUCAGAAAGACUUAUAGAAGGUUAGCCCUGAAAUAUCACCCAGACAAGAAUCCGGAUGACCCUGAGGCAGCGGAUAAGUUUAAAGAGAUCAGCAGGGCUCAUAUAAUUCUGACGGACACCACUAAGAGACAGAUCUAUGACGAGUAUGGGUCGCUGGGAAUCUGGGCAGCAGACCAGUUUGGGGAAGAGAACGCCACGACCUACCUCUUACUGACCAGUGGCUGGUGCAAGGCUCUGUUUAUUUUCUGCGGAGUGAUCACAGGUUGCUACUGCUGCUGCUGCUGUUGCUGUUGCUGUAAUUUCUGCUGCGGUAAAUGGAAGCCACCGAAUCCGGAGGAAGACGGAGAAUACGCAAAUCUGCAUGUACGUCGUGAUGAAUUUAGCAGUCCAGAAUCAGGCUCACCUGAGCAUGUCGUAACCGAGCAACCUAAGAUGGGCGGGGAUUCCCCCAUUGUGUUGGGACCCCCACCAGAGUCUAGCAACGAGUCUACAAAACUAAACUAUGAUGAAAAGGCCAAAUACGGAGCUAGUCACAGUGAUACAGACUCUCUUUCGCACCCUCUAGAACAAGCAGACAGACAGUCAAACCAUGAAGAGGGUUUAGAAAAACCUAGCUAGAAAGCAAAGUACGAAUAGUCUCUUUAAAUUGUUUUGGAAAAUGUUCACCAGUUUUCUUCAUAUUUUUGUUUUCUUUUUACAUGGACCAAUGUUUGUACAUGUAUUAUUUACCGGUAUUGUAAAACCCAUGUUACUGGGCUCAACUAUUUAUAAAUAAUAGGGUCUGCGAGGACCAGCACCGAUUAUGGUAAUACUUGUAUUGGAAGCUGUACAUGUUUAUAAAGAAUUAAAGAGACAAGGUGCUGACAAAUUCAGCCAUUUAUUGGGCAAUCUGUAAAACCUUACUUUAGUAAGAUUUUGACAAAGUUUAGUGCAUACCUCCAUUUUAAAUAAUUAAAUGAUGGAUAGGUUGAUAUGUCAUGGUUUAGAUAUAUCAAAAACAGUUUGUGUAUGUAUUUUGUAUUUUUUCAAUCUAAUGUAACGGUAGUUAUGAAUACUUUUUUCCUAACAUUGUUAAAUCCAUGUAUUUGUUUGAUGAUGCCUGAACAGAUUAGGACAAUCAAGGGAAAAUGUGUCUUGAUAAUUUGAAUAUAGCACUGCUAAAAUAGAAACUUAGGGGUACCAUUUUACAUAGAUACAAGAACAGUUAUAGGUUUUAACAUAUUUCAAAGUCAAAAAAAUUUCCAGAAUGGAAACCAUUAAGCUUAAGAAAAAUGAAAAUGAGUAAAAUAAUUCAGUGGCUGGUUUUGUUUUAACAAUAAUUAUUGUUAUGAAUAUUAUUUGGGAGUUAGGCUGUCUAAAGUUAAUUCUAUGUUUAUCAUUACCCGCGCAUAGAUUUUGGAGAAAUUGUUGUUUCAAAAAAACAAACAAACCCCAAUUUUUAGUUUUAUUUUUUUUUUCAGUUAGAUUUUAUUUUUUGCAGCUAAAAUACUGCAAUCUGUAGAAAUUUGAACAUUUGGGGCACGUUAUUAAUUAUACAUCGAUACUUAAUGGGAUUGUCUUUAAAACUGAUAGGAAAGAUCAUUAAAAAGUUAAUUUACUAUAAGCUUGAAUGCGCUCACUGCAAUUGUUUUAAUAUAAAUGGAAAAAAAUCAUUAUUGUUGAAAUUUUUGUUUGUUGAAAUGUUAUUGCCCUCACUUAGGUUUAGUAUUUUGAAGGUGACGUUAAACGUAGAAUUAAUUUUGGGCAGCUUCAUUUUACUUUAAACUAUUUUGUGUAAACUUCACCAACAUUCAGUGCUUUGUUUGGUAAUGCCACUUCAUGACUAAACAUUGAUUGCUUUUAAAAGUUACUUAUAAGUGAUCAAUUAUUCUGUGUUGUAAUUUGAUUGAAAAAGUGAGCUCAAUUCAAUUGCAGCAUUUCCCCCCCACAUUCCAAUGUUUUGUUAAUUUACAAGAUCCUUGACAUUUUUCUCAAUUUUAUUGGAUGUUUGCAUAUAUACAUGUACAUUUGUAAUGAAGUAUUGCUAGUUUCCCUUUGUACAACUUUGUUACCUUUUUCGACUUGGGCGCCCAACAAAUUGCUAUGUUGAAAGCUUUGAUAUGAACACAAACUGUUUUGUCUAUUUAUAACUUCAUUGGAUAGAAUAGGAACAUUAUAAUUAAAUUUCAACACAACUUUCAAUUUACAAAAAAGAUGCACAUGCAUGCAUCAAUAUAGUCAUUUUUCUAUAAUAUGUAAUGUUUGUGUAAUUAACAAAUAGAACAAAAUGUUAUACCUCAUAAAAUCUAGAAUUAGC
Molecule: messenger RNA, 2627 nt
Organism: Magallana angulata
Lineage: Eukaryota; Metazoa; Mollusca; Bivalvia; Ostreida; Ostreidae
Product: dnaJ homolog subfamily C member 5-like
Exons: 6
Coding region: 248-949 (233 amino acids)
Biological process (GO): regulation of neuromuscular synaptic transmission
Cellular component (GO): type Is terminal bouton
Source: RefSeq, a predicted model, not a curated record